Molecule: messenger RNA, 3674 nt
Organism: Galeopterus variegatus (Sunda flying lemur)
Lineage: Eukaryota; Metazoa; Chordata; Mammalia; Dermoptera; Cynocephalidae
Gene: CFAP54
Product: chromosome unknown open reading frame, human C12orf55
Exons: 26
Biological process (GO): cilium assembly
Source: RefSeq, a predicted model, not a curated record
AGUCGCGUCAAUAUGGCGGCACAGGGCGCCACCUGGAGCUCUCCAUCCGAAGAGUCUCCCACAUCGCUGUCGCCUCCAGAACGGCCGCCGCCGCCGCCCCCGCCCCCGACCUCGACCGCGGUUUCCAAGUCGCCCCUGGGGUCGAAGGCGAGCUCCCCGAGCCCGCUGCUUCGCUGCACCUGCUCCGAGGACUCGCUGCCCCUCGCCGUGUUUUAUGGGCCGCUGGACGCUAAAAACCCACUCCUGACCUCUUGCGAGAAGGAGAUCCGGGAGUUGUUAGGCUUUAUGAGGAAAAAGAAGGCUUUAGCGACCACGGACGAACAGAAACAUGAAUUCCACCGGCGCUGUGCCACUUCUUUGUUUAAUAUCUGGACCAAAUACGCCCCCAGGCUGCCAGCUGACUAUUACAAUGCAAAGCUUCUGAAGGUUGGAGAUAGCCUUUGUCAAAUGAAAGAAUACAAACUGGCCCUUUUACAGUGCUAUGGACGAUAUCUUCAGCAAUUUAGUACCAAUUUUGAUGAGAAUAAAGCAGAUGUGAAUCAAUUCAAGACUGUCUUUUUUCCAAAAGGCUUUGGAGAUAAAACUGCUGGACUUACAUUUCAUGCUUUAAAUGGCAAAAAUAUGUGUAACUACCAGCUGGUCUGUGACAGUGAUGUAAACCUGCAGAAUAAAGAAUCUGUGACCCACUGUCUGCAUAUCUUGUCCUCCUUAAGGCUCAUCAUGCAGGUGGCUCUGCCACAGGAGCACCUUUGCUGGAUUAUCUACAAUGGUACCAUAUACAUUUACACCAUUUGCAGAAAAUUAAUGAUCAUAGGUCAGUCUUCCAAGGCCUUAGAAUAUCUCCUGUGGGCCAGCAUCUGUAUGGAAUCCUCGGUCCCGCUGCUGUCCGUCAGGUACCUGACAUGGAGAGCCACUCUUUACACGGCCGUUUGCCAGUGUUACUAUGACUGCCAAGCUGGGAUUCACGGAGAGGCAUUUGCUCGGCGUGCUUUGGCUAAAAUUGAAGAGUUAAGGCAACUGGAAUUAAUGAGCUCCUCACAAUCACUGGAAGAAUCCAUAAGAUAUUAUAGAGAAGCCACAAUUAAGAUAGCGGUGAUGAUCUUCAAAAGAGGAAUAUUUGAAUCUAGAAGAAAAAGCAAAUCUUGGUUUAGACCCAAGAUAAGAGUUAACCUAAGGGAAGUACAAACUUUGCCAUGGCCACGUACCAUCACAGAGCGGCUGCUGGAUGAGAUGUUUGAUAGCACUGCAUCCCGGUUUUUGGCUGUCUUGGAAGCUCUUUCUGAUUCAAACAGGCGAAUACUGCAAACUGGACCUCUUGCUACAGAUGAAGUGGAGCUUCGUGAUGUUGUCUCAGAACUGUUUAUGGCAGGAAAAGAACUCGUAAUAAUUUCAAAUACUGGUACAAAUGGAAUGCUUGAUUUUCCAAAAACGCCUCUUCUGCAACUUAUGAUAGAAAGAAAAAAUGUUAUUUCUGUAGAUGCUGCUGUGAAAUUUAUAAAAUUAGCUUUUACUUACGAGGAAUGGAGUUUAUUUGGAUCUUUAGCUGGGCACCUUAUUUGUUUUCUCCAGAGUCAGGAUGAUCCAGAGUCAAAGAAGGCAGAGAAGGAUCUAACUCUUCUGAUUGCAAUAGAGCCACUAAUCAACGUGAAGAAAAACAAAGGUUUGAUCUUUCCUUUGGAAAACUCUAAAGAAGGACAGUCAGAUCAAAUUUAUUUAAAAAAUAGUGCUUUUCAUGAUGCUUGUGUGAAGACCUAUGGAUAUUCAGAAGAUAUUUUCCAUUUGGCAGCAACCUUGUAUGACUGUGUCUGCAAUUCUCCCCAGGAUGUUCAGCCUGAUAAAGAAAUCGUUGUGGACAUGAUAAUGUUCCUAUGGCAGAAAUGCAAAUUAGGAAUUCAGAAGAUCAAUGUAUCCAGAAAUGACUAUGCAAAAUUAGCCCAGAAAAUCAGUACUAACAAAUGGAUUUAUCUUUUGUGGCAGAUAAAUGAAGUAAUUCACUGCUAUAAGAUGGAAUACAUUGACAUUGUGGUGGUGGCAGAGGUCACGUUACGAUUAAGUGAAAUAUUGGAGUCUUUAGGAAGCCUAAGAAGAAAAUUAAAAACUUCUCUAGUUUUGCAGACUCCAACUGCUGGCAAAAAUAUUUCUACAAAAGGUCCAGAAAAGUUAAAACAAUCUGGAAGCAUUGAUUGUUUCACAGAAUUAAGUAUAAUGAAUAAGAUAAAGAAGAAUAAACUAUCUAAAGCGAUUUACUUAAUGCAGAAAGCUUUUUUAAUAUUUGAGAAAGAUGCAACCUCCACAUCUUCAUGGAACUUUUUGUUGGAAGCAUAUUCUUUAAUUGAGAAAACUGAAGCAGAACAGAAUGCCCUAUAUUCAUAUCAGAAAUUUUUGGAAGGUUCAAAAAGAAAAAAAAGCAGAAUCCCUCCUCCUCCUAUCCUGCUAUCCCGAACUCAUUGUUCUGUGACACUCAAACCUGCUCCGUUUAUUUCAGAUGUUCAGAUACCAGCUGAUGGUAAAAGCAUUUUCGAAGUGAAAGGUUUAGAAACCAAUGAAAAAUACAUAUUUGCAAUUGCUGCUUAUUCUUCUAAUGGGAAGCUCAUUGGUGGUGCUAUUGGGGAGACAACUAAGCCAAUUCUCGUUUAUCCACCUCUUUCUGCUGUUACAGCUCGGAUGUUCCUGACGCAGGUUGCCUACCAGAUUGGUAACUAUGAGUUGGCUAAGAAAGUUUUCUCACCAGUUUGGGAUUAUUUUGUUGCUUCACCACUUCAGGAUGAACAAGCUGUUAUUUGUUUAAGUAACAUUAUGACUAUUACGCAGAGAAGGAGUAGAAGCAGGAGAAGGAACCAAGGAAGAGUAUUGAAAAGGAGCUAUCCAGGAAAUGAAAUUCCAGGGAAGUGCAUUGCCAAGGGAGUGAGAGUAUCACCAGGGCGAGACUGGCCGAUUGCUAGACUGAUUGAGUGUGAGAGAGUAUUAGUGGCAUUGGAACUUAGCAACUUCCUAAAUGAUUCCGGUUAUGCCCUUCAAGCUGUGACUCAAUGUUAUGGCCUCCUUGCUCCUAUAAUCUAUCACAAUAUUGCUUUGGUACCUGUUGUACAGGCUCCAGACACACUCAAGGGGAAGGGAUUAUACAGGAGUUGUAAACCAGGGGUAGGAGUCUUAAGACCUAUCAUCAUCAUCAUCACCAUCAUUGUCAUCGUUGUCAUCGUCGUCAUCAUCAUCAUCAUCAUUGAUGCAGUUUUUGAGAACCAGGGAGAUAUUCUGCGUUCAUGGAAGGAAUAUGACCUGGCAGUAAUAAUUAUAAAUUAUGGAAAAAAGAUGCUGGACAUCGCACCAGGGUGCAAGUCUCUAUUUGGUAGUAAUGGAGAAGAAGAAAUGCCAGAGGAGGAGUCGGGAAUCAUUAGGGCCACUCAAGUUCGCUUUAAGCCCAGGGGCUUGGAAGUUUGGAGAACAGGUCAUUUGACCAAUGUUACAACUGAACUCUCAGGAGCAGAGGACCCUAUAUUUCUUUACCCUAUAGUUUUAAAUUGGUCGGUCAAAGGUGCCAUGAAGGAAGUUAUGAAGUUUAAGCAGCAACCUAGAUUCCUGGAAUUUUUUACACAAGUUAUGCUAAAAUGUAUGAAUGAUGAAAGGUUUCAACUUAUGGUGGAGAUAACAGCUCCUGUCAGUGACUUCUUGAAAAG